Molecule: messenger RNA, 846 nt
Organism: Monosiga brevicollis MX1
Lineage: Eukaryota; Choanoflagellata; Craspedida; Salpingoecidae
Exons: 2
Coding region: 1-846 (281 amino acids)
Source: RefSeq, a predicted model, not a curated record
AUGGCCAAGAUUCCGGCGCUUGUUGGCUUGCUUGGUUUGCUCAUAACAGCGGGCUUGGCUCAAAUCCAGCAAGACCCGUACUUGGUCUUGGAGCGCCGCUGCGAGGUCGAAGUCAGCGACGAUCAUCCAGAUUUUGGCUCGGACAAUGGAAUCCUCUUUUUCGAGCCAGGUCAAUGUGCCUUCCUCAUCGAGGGGUUUAUGAACUACCAAUGCCUCAACAAUGGCAGUGUCCUCCUCACCUUCUAUUCAAGCAGCGAUUGCAUAGGGCCUUCCUAUCAGUAUAUGCUGCAGCCCGAUGACUGCCUGCUCUACUUUGUGCCAGAGUGUGUGUAUAAGCUGCCCGAGAGCGUGGGUGCGAUCACCUCUUACUACAAUGAUGAUCAGUGUACGAGCUCCGCCUUUUUUACCACUAUGCAUCGAACCAUCUGCGACCAGAGCAUUAGCCUUGGUGGACUCCAGGGCAUCAACAUCGCUUACGAGUGUGGUCAUGGCGAACAAGCCGACGAAAUUGCGGGGGAAUGUCUUACUUAUCCAAGCCUCUAUGUCUUUUCCAAGAUUACUGCGUUGUGCUUGGACAAUGCUGUCGUGCUCACCGCCUUCACCGAUGAUUGUGAGAGCAUCAACUUUGUCGUCGCCGUACCCCCUGACGAGUGUGUGGCUGGCCUUGAUCUCGUUUCUAAUGCCACCACGCUGCUCCUUCUCGACCAGUUUAUGAGAACCGAACCUGCAGACUUGCACAUGAGUUUUUCAUGUUUGGACAAGGAUGCUGCGACCAUGGUUUUGCCCAGCGGGAUUCUCUUCAUUUGUGUCCUUGUGGCAGCCAUCUUUGUCACACUCCAAUAUUAA